CGUCGUGCGCACAACUCAUUUUCACCCACGUAAUUCAAUCCCUCAUUCCGCAAUUCGUUAAAUUUAAUAAACCGUGCACUUUGCAUUUUUGUAAAAUUCAAUUGAUUUUUUAACUGAAAUCACUAUCACUAUAAAUAAUAGAUUCGGUGUGGUGAUUGGGGUUGAAGGGACUGUGUAAUUACUGUGAAUUGGUGUUACGAAACUGCUGGAGUCCGAGUGCAAUACUGAAUGAGUCGCUUGAUUAGAAACAAAGUCAGUCGCAGCGACGACCUCGUGCGACUUGCAUUGGUGAAAGGCUCGGGACUGAAAUAGAAGUGCAUCCGAUGACAAAUGCGUCAGCAAUAAUUCAAUGACAUUAAUCAUAACGGUAGCCCGGGAAAAAUUAAGUCUCAAGGCUUAGACUUGGUGGGAAAUUAAUUAAUCAACGGCGAGCGAACGAGAUUCAUUGAUUGUGACGGGGGAAAAUUGAUUUGAGACAUGACACUGAGAGCUUACGAUGAGCUCGAACGCUAAGAAAGGGGGUAAGGAUGACAAGAAAAAUGCAUCGAGUAAGGAAGAGAGUCCGAGCGGAAAGGAGGAUCCAGGGUCAGCAUCGACUGGGAGCAAUGGCAUGCCGAGUACUGAGCCAUCACAGCCUGGAAGUAAGCCUGGCUCUGCUGGAGCAACGGCCAGAGAGGCUGCACAACGUCUCUUGGGACUGGCCAGCCGGGGCGAGUGGGCACCGGUUGACCAGUUGCUCAAGACGCUGGAGAAAGCGGUCCAGAGUGCUGGAGAUGAUGGAAACCCUGUGCCGUUGGCGGGGGUCAUGGAUCCUACGACCGGUAUGACACCGCUGAUGUACGCAGUGAAGGACAACCGCACAGCCUUUCUGGAUCGUCUGAUAGAGCUCGGAGCCGAUGUGGGGGCGAGAAAUAAUGAUAAUUACAAUGCUCUGCACAUAUCGGCUAUGUACUCCAGGGAAGAUGUGGUCAAGCUACUGCUGGCGAAGAGGGGAGUUGACCCUUAUGCCACUGGGGGUCCAAGGCAACAGACUGCUGUGCACCUCGUCGCCUCGCGACAAACGGGCACAGCUACGUCUAUUCUGCGGGCCCUCCUUGCGGCAGCCGGACGAGACAUCAGACUGAUAGUAGACGGCAGGGGAAAAAUCCCACUGCUGCUGGCGGUAGAGGCGGGUAAUCAGUCGAUGUGCCGUGAGCUGUUGGCUCAACAGGCACCUGAACAACUUCGAGCAACAACACCAGCUGGAGACACAGCCCUUCACCUAGCUGCUAGGAGACGAGACGUCGAUAUGGUCAGAAUUCUCGUUGAUUACGGCGCCUCAGUUGACAUGCAAAAUGGCGAGGGUCAGACGGCUCUGCACAUCGCCAGUGCCGAGGGUGACGAGACGCUGGUGAAAUACUUCUACGGAGUGCGUGCAUCGGCGUCAAUCACCGAUAACCAGGACCGAACGCCCAUGCACUUGGCCGCUGAGAAUGGCCACGCAACAGUGAUCGAAUUACUAGCUGAUAAGUUCAAAGCCAGUAUUUUUGAGAGAACGAAAGACGGCUCCACCCUCAUGCAUAUUGCGUCGUUGAACGGCCACUCGGAGUGCGCCACAAUGUUGUUUAAGAAGGGGGUUUACCUACAUAUGCCAAAUAAACGAGGUGCGAGGUCCAUUCACACCGCCGCCAAAUACGGACACGUGGGGAUCAUCAGUACUUUGUUGCAGCGGGGAGAAAAGGUCGACGCAAAGACGAACGACAAAUACACAGCUCUCCACAUAGCGGUGGAGAGUGCAAAGCCGGCGGUGGUGGAAACUCUGUUGGGCUACGGUGCAGACGUGCAAGUUUACGGUGGGGCGAAUAAGGAGACCCCCCUUCACAUUGCGGCGCGAGUGCCAGACGGAGACCGAUGUGCCCUAAUGCUCCUAAAAUCGGGAGCAGGUCCGAACGUAGCAACCGAAGACGGACAGACUCCUGUGCACGUGGCAGCGAGUCACGGCAACAUAACGACUCUCCUCCUGCUGCUAGAGGACGGGGGAGACCCCAUGUCCAAGUCAAAAAACGGGGAGACUCCCCUUCACCUAGCGUGCCGGAGUUGCCGGUCCGAAGUGGUCCGCAAGUUAAUUGAAUUCGUGAAAGAUAAGCAGGGCGCCAGCACAGCCACAGGUUACGUAAACAGUCUCACGAAUGAGGGUGCUUCGGCCCUCCACUACGCAGCGCAGAUAGACCCGAGGACCGUAACAGAGCCAGGAGACGACAGAGCCGUUGUGCGCGCCCUCCUGGAGGGCGGUGCUGACGUUUCCCUGGUGACGCGUCAGGGCCAGGAGUCGGCGUUUCACCACUGCGCGUCGGCGGGCAACAACGAGGUCCUCUCCGAGAUGAUAAGUUACAUGUCGGCGACGGAAGUGCAAAAAGCUCUGAACAAACAGAGCGCAGUUGGCUGGACGCCGCUGCUGAUAGCCGCUCAUCGUGGACAUCUGGAUAUAGUCGAGAAUCUCUUGGCGAAUCACGCCAGGGUAGACGUGUUCGAUCUAGAAGGUAGAUCGGCACUCCACCUGGCCGCCGAGCACGGCUACCAGAAAGUCUGCGACGCUCUGCUAGCCAGCAAGGCCUUCAUCAACUCGAAAUCCAGAGUUGGUAGGACAGCGUUGCACCUGGCGUCCAUGAACGGCAACACGGAUCUCGUAAGGUUCCUCGUGCAGGAUCACUCCGCAGUGAUUGACGUGUUGACCCUGAGGAAGCAGACACCUCUGCACCUGGCGGCCGGCUCCGGACAGCUGGAGGUCUGCAAACUACUCCUGGAACUGGGCGCCAGCAUCGACGCCACUGACGACCAGGGGCAGAAGCCAAUUCACGCCGCGGCGAUGAACAAUUACGCUGAAGUCGCACAGCUGUUCCUCCAGAGACACCCCAGCCUCGUGAUGGCUUGCACCAAGGACGGAAACACCUGCGCGCACAUCGCCGCCAUGCAGGGCAGUGUCAGAGUCAUCGAGGAGCUCAUGAAGUUCGACAGACAGGGCGUCAUUUCAGCGAGGAACAAAUUGACUGAAGCCACGCCGCUGCAACUCGCAGCCGAGGGCGGCCACGCGGAAGUUGUGAAGGCCCUCGUCAGAGCGGGCGCUUCGUGCGCCGAUGAGAACCGAGCCGGCUUCACAGCGGUUCAUCUGGCCGCGCAGAAUGGACAUGGCCAGGUCCUCGAGGUCAUGAGGUCCUCGCAGUCCCUGAGGAUAUCCAGCAAAAAACUCGGCGUCACUGCGCUUCACGUUGCCGCGUACUUCGGCCAGGCCGAUACGGUGCGAGAGCUGCUGACGCACGUACCGGGAACUGUGAAAUCAGACCCGCCAGCGGGGAAUUCCCUCGUUGGUGAACUAGGAAGUGAAUCCGGAAUGACGCCACUUCACCUGGCGGCUUAUUCCGGGAAUGAGAAUGUCGUGCGACUGCUGCUGAAUUCCGCUGGAGUUCAGGUGGAAGCGGCGACGACGGAGAACGGCUACAACCCUCUCCACCUGGCCUGCUUCGGGGGCCACAUAACCGUCGUCGGUCUGCUCCUAAGUAGAUCAGCGGAGCUGCUUCACAGCUCCGAUCGGAGCGGCAAAACUGGGUUGCACAUAGCCGCGACUCACGGCCACCACGGAAUGGUGGAGGUGCUGUUGGGUCAGGGUGCCGAGAUCAACGCCACCGACAAGAACGGCUGGACCCCGCUGCACUGCGCUGCGCGGGCCGGUCACCUCGACGUUGUCCAGCUGUUGGUGGAGAGCGGAGCCUCGCCGAAGAGCGAAACCAACUUGGGAUGCGUGCCCAUCUGGUUCGCCGCGUCCGAGGGGCACAACAACGUCCUCAAGUACCUCAUGGAGAAGGAGCACGACACUUACGCUCUUAUGGAGGACAAGAGGUUCGUCUACAGUCUGAUGGUCUGCAGCAAGAGCCACAACAACAAAUCCAUCGAGGAGUUCGUUCUGGUGUCCCCCGCGCCCGUGGACGCAGCCGCAAAGCUAUCGAACAUCUACAUGAAGCUCUCCGAGAAGGAGAAGGAGCGCGCGAAAGACCUGAUAGCAGCGGGGAAGCAGUGCGAGAGCAUGGCAACCGAACUUCUGGCCCUGGCGGCGGGUGCUGACUCAGCGGGGCGAAUUCUCACAGCGAUGGACAGACGAAACGUGGAGUUUCUCGACGUUUUGAUCGAGAACGAGCAGAAAGAAGUGAUUGCCCACACAGUGGUGCAGCGAUAUCUCCACGAACUGUGGCGCGGUAGCCUCAAUUGGAGUGCGUUUCGGUCAAUGUUACUCUGGUUCACAAUGGUCUUCUGCCCACCGGUCUGGGCUGUGUUUGCACUGCCCCUUGGACACAAGUACAACAAUAUACCGAUCGUUAAAUUCAUGUCGUACCUGACCUCACACGCGUACCUAAUGAUAUUCCUAUCCCUAGUUGCUAUUACCCCACCGUAUCCCGUCAUGAGGGAUGAUCUCAUGCCGUACAGCUACGAGUGGUGUUUACUUGUUAUGUUGUCGGGAUUAUUACUGUUCGAAUUGACUAAUCCGAGUGACAAAAGUGGCCUAGGGUGGAUUAAACUGGCAGUGCUGCUCUUCUCAAUAUGCGGUGUUGCAUUUCAUCUUGUUGCGUGGCGGUUUCUUCCGCGCACAAUCUGGCCAACGCUACUCUACCUCCGCAAUCAACUGUUUGCGCUGAGUUUUUUACUCGCUUGUGUGCAGAUACUGGAUUUUUUGUCGUUUCAUCAUCUCUUCGGACCGUGGGCCAUCAUCAUCGGGAAUCUCAUGAAGGAUCUUGCCAGGUUUCUCGCUGUACUCGCCAUCUUCGUUUUCGGAUUUUCGAUGCACUUCGUGGCGUUGAACCAGGCUUUCGUUAAUUUGGAUAAGAACCCCAGGAAAGGCGCCUUUUCAGAUAAUUUAUUGGCCAAUGAUACCGAGUGGAUGGUACCAACUCCGCUGGUACCCCAUCGUCGCUCCGGCCGCUACAAGAAAAAGAAUGAUUGUUGUGACGAUAGCGCCCGAGAUAUCAAGAUGAAUCCAUUACUUGCAUUUGAAUAUCUCUUCUUCGCUGUGUUUGGACAAACAACACACAGCGAAUUGAAGGUUGAAACUGGACAGCCCGAGUGGACAUCGGCCCUUUUUAAACUGACAUUUGGAGUUUACAUGUUGGUAUCGGUUGUUGUAUUGAUUAAUCUACUCAUUGCCAUGAUGAGCGAUACUUACCAGAGAAUUCAGGCGCAGUCGGACAUUGAGUGGAAGUAUGGAUUGAGUAAACUUAUACGGAAUAUGCACAGGACGACGACAGCUCCGUCUCCCUUGAACCUCCUGACAACUUGGAUGGUUUACUUCAUAAAAUCCUGCAAGGCGCGAUCAAUGAAGAAGAAACGCCCCUCGUUGGUUCACAUGAUGGGCCUGCAGCGCACCGGAAGGCUCUCGCCGCGAUCUAAAGUGGGGGCCAAAUGGCUGUCGAAAGUGAAAAAAGGUCAGAUACGGCCGAAGGACAGCAUCGGACACACUGGAAACGUCCACUUGAGUCCCCUAGGCAGUCAAUUAUCCUUCAACACUGCUCUCAGAAUUGAGAGUGUAGUGGACUGGGACGCAAUUAGUAAAAAAUAUUUAAUUCUAACCGGCAAUGAGCCGGAGAAAGAGCUCGAGAAGGAUGAUAAUCAGGAUGAAAUUGUUACUGAAGAGGAGAUUGCUUUUGGUAGUUCAUCCACACCUGUACCACCGUCAUCAACUCCGCCCAUUUAAUUAUUGUCAGUUUGUAGACACGAAGAUAUGA
Molecule: messenger RNA, 5747 nt
Organism: Diachasma alloeum
Lineage: Eukaryota; Metazoa; Arthropoda; Insecta; Hymenoptera; Braconidae
Gene: nompC
Product: serine/threonine-protein phosphatase 6 regulatory ankyrin repeat subunit A
Exons: 14
Coding region: 497-5716 (1739 amino acids)
Biological process (GO): GPI anchor biosynthetic process; calcium ion transmembrane transport
Cellular component (GO): glycosylphosphatidylinositol-N-acetylglucosaminyltransferase (GPI-GnT) complex; membrane
Molecular function (GO): calcium channel activity; protein binding
Source: RefSeq, a predicted model, not a curated record